Molecule: messenger RNA, 2529 nt
Organism: Culex pipiens pallens (northern house mosquito)
Lineage: Eukaryota; Metazoa; Arthropoda; Insecta; Diptera; Culicidae
Gene: nompB
Product: intraflagellar transport protein 88 homolog
Exons: 4
Coding region: 104-2521 (805 amino acids)
Biological process (GO): non-motile cilium assembly; intraciliary transport
Cellular component (GO): non-motile cilium; ciliary basal body; ciliary base
Molecular function (GO): kinesin binding
Source: RefSeq, a predicted model, not a curated record
CAACGAAAUGUUCCGACGGUCACAACAAACCUUCGAACAAAACUGAAACGUUUUUUCACUAACUGUUCACUAUCGGUCACUUUGUACGCUACAAGUGAAAAUAAUGGCCAGCAACUUUGACGACGACAUUUACGGCGGCUUCUCCGGCGUCACGAACAAACUGUUCAACUACGACGCCAAGGAGGACAAGGCGUUCCAGAACGCGAUCAAGACGUCCAGCUACGGCAAGAAGACGUCAACGCCGAAGUAUUUCUGGAACGGGGAAAAGCUGGGCUCCGCGGAUGGUACGGCCACGAUGGCGCGGCCAUCGACGGCGAUCCGUCCAGUUGGGUAUUCUUCGCAGAACAGCAAGCUGUUUGACCCGUUGAACCAGGCGGCCAAGAAGAUCGUGGUUAUGGAGAGCAAAAAGGAGGAAACGCCGGAGCAGCGGUACAAGAACAUGGAGACGAAGAUCUACGCGCUGUUGGAGGAAUCGAUCAUCGCUAGUACGGGAGCUAAGCCGGAUAUGUCGGCGGGGUUGGCGAAGGCCAAGGAAGCUUCUUCGCUGGAUCGAACGCUGCUCAGGAUGAGAGACCAAGAUGGCGGGACGUACACGCAUAACUUUGAUCUGACUUUUUUUGUUUUGUUUAAUCUGGCCAAUGUUUAUGCGAAGAAUGAGAUGUACAUUGAGGCGUUGAACACCUACACGUUGAUGACCAAGAAUAAGAUGUUUCCGAACGUGAACCGGUUGAAGAUCAACAUGGGUAACAUAUACUUCCAGCUCGGGCUGUACACGAAAGCGAUCAAGAUGUACCGCAUGGCGUUGGACCAAGUUCCGAGCAAUCAGAAGGAGCUGCGCUUGAAGAUCACCCACAACAUCGGGAUCUUGUUCAUCAAGAUGGGACAGUAUUCGGACGCUGCAACCAGCUUUGAGUUUAUAAUGUCCGAGAAGGGUGACCUUAAGACGGGGCUGCACUUGAUCUUGUGUUACUACGCGCUUGGAGAUGUCGAGAAGAUCAAGCACGCGUUCCAGCUGUUGCUGGACAUCCAGGUGGACUAUCUGGAGGACGAAAAGGUGUUUCAAACUAAUUCGACCCCCUCCUACGAGUACAUCAACGAGAUGAUCAAGUCCGACGAGCUGCACGCGUACGAACAAAAGAUCCGCCACCUGGCGGAGAAGAACAUUCUCAUCUCGGCGAACCUCAUCUCGACGAUCAUCGACGACUACUUCAACGACGGGUACAGCUGGUGCGUGGAGACGAUCAAGAACUCGUACUUUUCCUCGCUGGCGGUGGAUCUGGAGCUGAAGAAGGCGGUUAUCUAUCUGAAACAGGACGACAUACAGCAAGCGAUCGACACGCUCAAGUACUUUGAGAAGAAGGAGUCCAACAUCGCGAUCAACGCGGCGAUCAAUUUGAGCUUCAUUCACAUUUUGAAAAAGGACAUCACCACUGCUGAAUCGUACGCCGACACGGCCAAAAAGAUCGACAGCUACUGCCCGGCGGCGUUCAUCAACAGCGGCGUCUGCAGCAUGAUGAAGGAAGAUCUCGAAACUGCGAAGUUGAUGUUCAUGAACGCCCUGGACAUCGAUUCAACCUCCUUCGAAGCGCUCUACAACAUUGGGCUGAUCUUCAAGAAGCUUGGCGAUCACAACAACUCGUUGCUGUACUUUCGCAAGAUUAUCUCGAACCUCGGUCACGAACAGCAUCCGGAGGUUUUGUACCAAAUCGCAAGUCUGUACGAUCUGCUCGGUGACGUUGGAACCGCACUGGAGUACUACCUGCAGCUGCUCAGUCUGGUUCAGCAGGACAACAAGAUCAUCCAGAAGAUCGGCGAGCUGUACGAAACGGACGGUGAACGCCAGCAGGCCUACCACUACCACCACGAGUCGUACCGCAUCUACCCGAUCGACUCGAGCGUGAUCAACUGGCUCUGCUCGCACUACAUCGAGCUGCAGGUCGUCGAGAAGGCCAUCGGUUUCUACGAGAAGGCGGUCCUCAAGAACCCCCAGGAUCCGUACUACCUACUGCGAAUCGCCGGUUGCUACCGUCGCAUCGGCAACCAGCAAAAGUCGCUGAGCCUGUUCAAGAUGAUCCACGAGAUCUACCCGGAGAACGCCGACUGUCUGCGGGCGUUGAUCCACCUGAACCAACAGCAAGGUAACAACGAGCUGGUCGAAAAGUACGGCGCAGAACUUCAAAAGCUCGAGAAGCAAAAGGAGGUCCGUCAACGGAUUGGGACCGGGCGACCUCCGACGACGGCGGGUGGGUCGAGGAUCUCCAGUGGAGAGCACGGCGCGCGUUCCGGGGGGAUGGACAGCUAUCAACCGCCGGGGACGGCGUCCGGGUCGGGGUCGGGCUUUGGGACGGCGAACAAGAGCGCCGAUGUGUCUCCGGAUUAUAAUGCGUUCUCGAAUGCUUACGGCUAUGCGGAUCCGCUGGGGCCGGCGCAGGAGAGGCCGCGGACCGGGAUUAGGAGGAAUUUAACGGUGGAGGAUGACUCGGAUGAGGAGAUCAAUCCGUACGAUUUAUUGCCGGUUUAAGGGGUGGA